AUGCUGCUCAGCAAGGCUUUAUUCGCGAGUGCGUCGCUCAUCACUGGUGCCCUUGCACAAACAAGAAUCGCCUUCCAGAGCGUCCCUGCAGUUGCAGUUACCGGUCAAACCUACAAUGUCACCUGGGGAGGUGGUGAUGGAACAGCCGUGACGAUCACCCUUAGGAAGGGUAAUCCAGACGACCUGUCAACAAUUGGAAUUCUCGGUGAAGGUAUCACAAAGGACUUCUUCGAUUGGGAGGUCGCCAGAACUCUCACACCCGACGACGACUAUGCUUUGCAAAUCACGCAGGGACAGGACGAGAUCAACUACUCGGGCCUAUUCUCCAUUGUCGCUGGUAACGGCACCUCAUCUAAUUCUACGUCCACCAACGCCCCUGGCAAUUCCACCGCCAGCAUUACCGCCACCAGCAACCUCUCCGCAGGCACGGGUACUGCUCUCCCGCGAAAUACCACCUUCAGGUAUGAAUAG
Exophiala aquamarina CBS 119918 is the source of this 471-nucleotide messenger RNA. RefSeq lists its product as uncharacterized. The transcript is spliced from 2 exons. The record is from RefSeq and is a predicted model, not a curated record. NCBI's taxonomy places the organism in Eukaryota, Fungi, Ascomycota, Eurotiomycetes, Chaetothyriales, Herpotrichiellaceae. Bases 1 to 471 code for a protein of 156 amino acids.